AUGCGAUGGGGGAACCAAACCACCGUAACCAAAUUCAUCCUUGUGGGGUUCUCAAAUCUCCCACACCUGCAAGGCCUACUGUUCUCUGUGGUUCUGUUCCUGUACUUAGUGACAGUGACUGGGAACAUCCUCAUCAUCCUCAUCAUCACAGAGGACUCUGCCCUCCACUCCCCCAUGUACUUCUUCCUCAAAAACUUAUCCUGCUUUGAGAUCUGCUUUAUCUUAGUCACAGUGCCCAAGAUGCUGGUCAACCUCCUGGCUGACGACAAGAGCAUCUCGUUUUUUGGAUGUGCGCUCCAGAUGUUCUUCUUCUUCUUCUUUUGCUGUUCAGAGUGCUUUCUCCUGGCAGCCAUGUCCUAUGACCGCUACGUGGCCAUUUGCAACCCACUGUGCUACACCACUGUCAUGAAUCAGCAGGUCUGUUGGAGGAUGGUGGGAGGGGUUUGUAUGCUUGGAAUCCCUGUUGCCCUGCUUCAAGCAGCUUGGCUUUUUAACUUGCCUUUCUGUGGUCCCAAUGUGGUCAACCAUUUCUUUUGUGAUUUACCACCAGUUCUGAAACUGGUUUGUGCUGACACCUCUCUUUACGAGAUGCAGACCAUGGCUUCUACACUUUUGUUCCUCAUACUCCCAUUUAUGCUAAUCCUGAUCUCCUACAUCCGCAUUACCAUCACUAUUCUGAAGAUGAAGUCAGCUGAGGGCAAGCGCAAAGCCUUCUCCACUUGUUCCUCACACCUCAUUGUGGUGACAUUGUUCUACGGGAGUGGCAGCCUGAUGUAUCUACGGCCCAAGUCCAAAUACUCACCGGAUGUUAAGAAGUUCCUGUCUUUGUUCUAUACAGUCAUCACACCCAUGCUGAACCCCAUCAUCUACAGCCUGAGGAAUAAUGAGGUGAAGUUAGCUCUGAGGAGGAUGCUGGAGCGGAAGGUAUUCUCAUGGAAACGGUAAAUGAGAUUUGUAGGAUGUUUUUGCAAAAUGGUGACUUCUCCAGCAUCCUGAAAACUUUCUUAUGAGGAGAAACUCCUGCAGACAUCCAUACAAAGGGAUAUUGUAUUCUCGAAGACUGAUCUAAUAAAGGGACUAUUUGAAGGAUUAUUUUCAAAUGAUGAUGUACUUUGAAUAGAAUCCAGUAUAUCUGCUUGCAGUCAUGGGUCCUCUGCAGGUUUAC
Molecule: messenger RNA, 1165 nt
Organism: Alligator mississippiensis (American alligator)
Lineage: Eukaryota; Metazoa; Chordata; Crocodylia; Alligatoridae
Product: olfactory receptor 10A7-like
Exons: 1
Coding region: 1-945 (314 amino acids)
Biological process (GO): G protein-coupled receptor signaling pathway
Cellular component (GO): membrane
Molecular function (GO): G protein-coupled receptor activity; olfactory receptor activity
Source: RefSeq, a predicted model, not a curated record